Cucurbitaria berberidis CBS 394.84 is the source of this 3763-nucleotide messenger RNA. Its product is annotated as HET-domain-containing protein. The record is from RefSeq and is a predicted model, not a curated record. Lineage: Eukaryota; Fungi; Ascomycota; Dothideomycetes; Pleosporales; Cucurbitariaceae. The transcript has 5 exons. Gene Ontology annotation, biological process: protein phosphorylation. Bases 22 to 3759 code for a protein of 1245 amino acids. Gene Ontology annotation, molecular function: ATP binding; protein kinase activity.
GAGCUAUCAUACGUCUUAAGAAUGAGCAUGGUGAAGAGCACAUUCGAUAAGACACCGCGUUUCGAAUUCCUACCACAUGGAAAACUUGACAUGAUCAUUAAUCGGAAAUCAAUUCUUGCCGAGUUAGAUCUCUUUCCACCAACCGAGGAAGAAAAAAUACUCGUAGAUUUUAUCCUUACGAAAGCGAAAAAGGUUUUUGCUACAACGGCUUCUGCUUCCCUCAGUGCCACAGGAUCCAGAUCGUUGUAUGACGCAAUGCGACUGUUUUAUAAAAACAACUUCGAUGACAGCAAGCUACCUAUCGAGGACCAUCGACUUUGGACUGGAACCACAAUUUACAAUUUUCAUGAAGCCCAGUGGAAGUUUCUCGUUCCAAUAUUUUCAACCACAAAACCUAAUCACGACCUUGGGGAAAAAAUAGUGCCUUUUAUAUCAAAGCAUGCCAGUGGAGAAGGCGCCUUUGGGGUCGUUUGGAAGUAUGAGAUCCACAGUGACCAUAUUAACGAUCCUUCGGAAUCGAUUGUCAAAACCCCAAAAUUCUGUGCCGUCAAGGAGAUCAAGUUAGAGAAUGAGCAGCACCGACAGGAAGUAGCUAGGCAUUGGGAUUCUGAGGUCAAGGCCUUAGCGAUGAUGAACAAGCUCAACCAGGAUCAUAUUGUCCGCUUUAUAACUGCCUUUCGCUGGGGUAAACGAGACGAUCUUGGAUAUUACUUAAUGUUUGAGUGGGCAAACGGAGGAAACCUUCGUGAUCUCUGGAAUGCAACACCUCGACCAUCGCUGACCGCAUCAUUGGUUAAAAGCGUUAUCGAGCAGCUUCACGGGCUCGCGAAAGGACUAUAUGCAGCUCAUUUUCUACCCGACCAGGGUGCGUAUAGCGGCGCAAAUUAUCGCCAUGGAGAUCUCAAACCCGCCAAUAUCCUUUGGUUUCGUGAAGGAAACGGAAUUGGUAUACUGAAGAUUGCCGAUUGGGGUGAGGCUAAGAACCACCUCAUGGCCACUGAGUUGCGCCACCACCCAACAUCAGCAAAUACCGGAACUCGACGCUACGAGGCUCCCGAGAUUGAAACCGGAAUACCCACGGAGCAGGUAGGGUCGGUUUAUUUGGACCAGCCCGACGCUCAGCCUGACAUGCGUCGCUCUCGGCUCUGUGAUAUCUGGGCCAUGGGUUGCAUCACUCUUGAGUUCAUCAUCUGGCUCGUUUACGGUUUAGAUCAGCUUCAACGCUUCAACCACAGUAUUAAUGCAGACUCGGGUGACGACAACUCACCAUUUUAUCAAACCAGUAGCGUAGGUGGGAAAAAGAUAGCUAAGGUGCAUCCGGUUGCCGCACAUUGGAUGACACAUUUAGCUCGAGAACCACUCUGCCGGGUAGGUACCACUGCCUUAGGCGACCUUCUUGAGAUUGUUCAGACAGGGCUUCUGGCGGUAAAUUUCCCAAAGGGGUUUGGUACCGUCGACAUCAACAAUUUCCAGAAAGAUCAAGCCCCUUCUACUUUACCCCGGUUCCGUGGGCCAGAAAAGGGCGAAGUCAACGAGGCCCCCACAUCUCCAAUAUCAAUUCCUUCUAUCAAUGUUGUCGACACUGAUCAGCAUGUCGAACCAGCUGCAGCAUCACCGGCGUCUGCCCAUGCAUCUGUAAAGCCAAAGGUGGGGUCUGGAGGGCCAAAACGAUUGCGUACGGACCAGUUCUGUGAUAGGCUAGAUCGUAUCAUGAAUGCGGACGAGGAGGAUAACUACUGGUUCACAGGCCAACUGCCUGGGCCACCACCUACGAAUAUUGGGCACUCGCCUUCAGCUCAAGUACCUCUACGGUUAAAGACAGCCUCGAAAGGUCUUGGGCAGCCCGAGCGCCGGCUAGUGGACUACGCGCACCCUAAGCUGGAUCCUGAUGACUGGGAGUUCAGGGUGGAUAACUCAUUUGCCAUGGAUUUGUUUUCAGGUCUAAAAUCUACUCAUGGCUGUGUCGUGCCUGAAGCACAAAUUUCCUCGAACCUUUGUUCGAAUUGCACUAGCUUCCGAGACCAACUCUGGACCCCAGGUUUCAGCAUCACCUAUCCCGUGAUGGAGCUAGAAGCAAGAGCGAAGUUGAAGGAGUGUGAUCUGUGCUGGCUGCUAUACCAAGCCUGUGAGCCUAAUUGGGGCACCUUAUUUCCUACCAUUCAGUUUGAUAGGGUGGAUUCUUUAUUGAAAAUGAACGGCGCUCAUCUCCCAGUGCUGUCAAUCUUUCGCAGUCCCGAUCACAACAGUCAAGCAGCUACCGAUAUACAAGUCGGCUUUGCCGAGCUACCGAAGGUUGGGAGUGAGGCGCACCUUGAAGUCAUCCGACGGUGGCUCAAUGAUUGCGACCAAACGCACAGGACAUCUUCAUGCAAGCCAGCUGAGCGAGGAAGUCAACCGGCGCGCGACGCGUCAGCAAAUUUACCGACACGGCUCAUUGACGUAGGUAGCAGUGGCGAUGAUACAGUCUACCUUCGGGAAAGCGGCCCUCACGACGAAGGCGAAUGGAUUGCCCUCUCCCAUCAAUGGGGACCUAUUCCACACUUUUCCACAAACCGCCAAAAUCUCGCCGCUCAUAUCGCCGGUAUGAGACUUGAAGAGCUACCAGCUACAUUUAGGGACGCUGUCACCGUUACGCGAGCACUUGGGCGUCAAUAUCUUUGGAUUGAUUCAAUUUGCAUUCUCCAGGGUGAUGACGGAGACUUUAAACACGAAUCCAAACGUAUGGGAGAAGUCUACAGCGGCGCAUACUGUGUCAUUGCGGCGACGUGCGCAAGUGGCCAUUCCUCCGGCUUUCUGAAACCGCGAAAGAAGAGGAAUUACGUCGCGCUUCGUCGUGAUACUGAUCGGGAAGCACCAUUUUACAUCUGCCAGACAAUUGAUAACUUCAAGGAGCACAUUCUUGAAGGGGCUCUGCAUCGCCGUGGUUGGGUCCUACAGGAGCAUGCCCUAGCCAGGCGAACCAUCUUCUUCGAAGAGCACCAGACAUAUUGGGAGUGCGGUCACGAUGUUCGGUGCGAAACGAUGACGAGACUGCACAAUAAGUCGGCCAAAUUGCUUGGAGACCCAAACUUUCCCCAAAUUCUCAACCCUGCCCCUCAAGGCGAGAGAAUCCUUCGAUAUCAAGAGUUGUAUCAGAUGUAUUCAAGGCUUGGCCUUACCAAGGCAUACGAUCGACCUACGGCAAUUGAUGGUUUACAGCAGAGGCUUCUCCGCACAAUGACAGUGCAAGGGGGGUUUGGUGUGUUCGACGAGGGCGAGACUAAAGGAACAUUGCGUCGGAGCCUGCUCUGGCAUCGCGGAAACGACACGCCCAGUCUAACUCGCAUUGACUUCCCUGCUGAUCGAGUAGCUGUUCCCUCCUGGUCAUGGAUGGCCUAUUCCGGCGGGAUAGACUAUCUCAGAAUGGACUUUGGCGAGAUGGAAUGGGAAGACGUCCAAUCGCCGUGGUCGUCCUCGGAGAAAGAUAGCAUCGCACUUGGUGCUGGAGCUCGGUUUUACGACCGGGAAAAAGCAAAGAAUGGCGAAGACUCGCUGAUCUUUGACUCUCCUACAACUUCGGUCGGACUGAAGUUGAUGUGUGUAGUGCUGGGUAUCCAGAAAGGAUCAAUACCUUUGGAGGACAAGAGGCACUAUGUUUUACUGGUUGUUCCAACGCCUAAAUUGAACCGCAAUGGAACAAAGAUGUUUGAAAGAGUUGGCGUGGGGUAUCUACCGGGGAGAUGCAUCGCUGCCACUAUCCAAGCAGCUAGCAUUUAUUAGAGGG